AUGCCGAAUCUCCCCAAGGGGCCCGGGGCCUGGAGGAGGCGGGGGAGACCGCGCCUGGAGCAGGGGAUGCUCGUGCUGUGGUUAGAAGUCACUUUACGGGAGAGCGGAGUCCUGGAAGGGGCUUGGGGAACGCAGUACAAAGCGUUUCAGUUCAAGGCGUCUGAUGACAGAGGAGUUUCGCAGCCAUCGGAUGGUGGGAGGGGAGUGAGCGCACGAACUGGAGGCGGCGCCCCGGCCGCGCGGGCCCCAGGCCCGGGUCCGGAGAAGAGCUGGCGGAGGAUACAGGAGAGGAGGCCGUGGAGCGACCCGGAGGGAAGGCGAGGAGGUCGGUGUAGGUACCAGGGCACCGGAGGACUGAUCCAGGCGCAGAGGACGCGCAGGGCCGGUCUAGAAAGGAAAAGGAAAAGGGACAUUUCGCCGCAGACACCCUGCUUCCUUUGUGACUCAAGAGCUGAGCUUCCUGACUCCGCGAACGGCGGCGGGCUCCAGGCCGAGGGCCCACACCCUCCGCGGCCGCUCCUCGCAGCCCCUCUUCCUGCAUCUCCUGUGGGGAAACGCCCCCCGACCCCCGCGCCAGGGCUGAUCUGGAUGGCAGCUUUCAGGUCCCCAGUAAAGAGCUCAUUCGGAGGGAACCGAAGAUCUUGUGGUUCCAAGCCCACCCCGGGGAGGCGUGUUCCCAAGCGGGAGAGAAGGCACGCGGUGGAAACGCCGCGCCGUGCCAACACGCAGCGGCCCCAGCUGGUGGGGCUGGGUGCCCUCCUGCCACUUGGAACAGCUGUCGGUCGUCUGCAGGGGCAGGUGAAGCCCAGCUGGGACCCAGCGCGCCUGCAGCUGGCCCCCGAGGACGGCUGA
This is a messenger RNA of Rangifer tarandus platyrhynchus (Svalbard reindeer), 852 nucleotides long. NCBI's taxonomy places the organism in Eukaryota, Metazoa, Chordata, Mammalia, Artiodactyla, Cervidae. The record is from the annotation of a GenBank genome assembly.